Molecule: messenger RNA, 327 nt
Organism: Enterobius vermicularis (human pinworm)
Lineage: Eukaryota; Metazoa; Nematoda; Chromadorea; Rhabditida; Oxyuridae
Source: the annotation of a GenBank genome assembly
GGUUUUCAUUCAACAGUUCACGAUCUCAGCAGCGCAUCAUCGUCAGGGCAGCAUCCAGCGUCAACCUCGGACAGCAGUCACCCUUUAGCGUUGGGCGGGGCGCCUCCACUGACGGCUGGAGGCACCCAGACGUCCGCGCUGACAGCCGUCAGUAGCCCUUCUGGAAGCUCGUCGGCAGGUGGGCAAAGGCUAGAUUCAACGCCACAUUCGGUGGAUACUCCAAAUCAGUUGCUCAAUACACAGCAGACCAGCGUUGAUAAUAUUUCUGAUGCUGGGCUGGAGAAGUGGGGAGGAGGAAGGAGGAAUGGGGAGAUGGAGUCAGUAUAA